AUGGAGGGGACCAUAGUGAUCACCGGCGCAACCGGCUCGCUCGCGCUCCAAGCCAUACAGCAAAUUAUCUCAAUGUACCCUUCGAUAAGCAUCAUUGCGACCGCCAGAGACCCAAAAGCAUCACCAAAGAGCCCUUACUUGCUCCAGCUCGAGGAAACCCGAUCGCAUCAUGGUGCCAGCAAGUUUUUGAUCGAGUAUCUCGAUCUGAGCUCGAUCCCAGAAGUCCGCGCAUUCACGAGCAAAAUUGUUGGCCUGGUCGAUUCUCAAGAACUUCCUCCGAUAAAAGCUAUAUUUUGCAACGCAUUCACAUGGUCUUUGGAUGGUCUUCGAUUCUCGAGUGAUCGCAUGGAGUCUACGUUUCAAGUCAAUCAUCUGGCGCACUUUUUGUUGGUCCUAAGACUUUUGCAGAGCAUGGAUCACGAGCUAGGUCGUAUAGUCAUGUUCAGCUCUGAGGUUCACGACCCCGAAAAUAUCAAUCCUUUGUCCAAGCUGGGGGCAAAGCUUCCCACCAACGAGAAUCUUGAUCAAUUGAUCAAGCCGGGACCCGACAGGAUUGGAUCUGAGCAUGACAUGGGCUGGCGGAGAUAUGCCAACAGCAAACUCGCCAAUGUGAUGUUCAUGCAGAGCUUAAACAAGCGACUCCAGAAGAGCCCAAAGCUGAGCAAGAUCACGGUGACCGCCGUGGACCCAGGUGGUCUUGUCGAAUCCCGCGCACAUGAGGCUCAGCGCACAAUCAACCGAAUACUUUUCUGGCUUUUUGCAAUGAUGUUGCCCAUCGUCAAUGUUUUCACGAACAAGCUUCGAUCCAACGCCAAUUCAGCCAGGGAUGUCGUCGCGCUGGGUCUGGGUCCCGAGUUUGCGUCCAGGCGAGGUCACUUUAACGGAAGAAGAGCCCAACCACCUGCCCGGAUCAGUGAAGACGACGAAAGAUGUGAGGCGCUUUGGAAGGCUUGUUGGAAGUGGGUUGAUAUGAAGCAGAGUGAUACUUGUGUUUCCGCAUGA
Molecule: messenger RNA, 1002 nt
Organism: Penicillium brevicompactum
Lineage: Eukaryota; Fungi; Ascomycota; Eurotiomycetes; Eurotiales; Aspergillaceae
Product: Short-chain dehydrogenase/reductase SDR
Exons: 2
Coding region: 1-1002 (333 amino acids)
Cellular component (GO): mitochondrial outer membrane; lipid droplet; endoplasmic reticulum membrane
Molecular function (GO): 3-beta-hydroxysteroid 3-dehydrogenase (NADP+) activity
Source: RefSeq, a predicted model, not a curated record